This is a messenger RNA of Macrobrachium nipponense, 12502 nucleotides long. RefSeq names its product sorting nexin-17-like. Gene Ontology annotation, cellular component: early endosome. The transcript is spliced from 12 exons. The record is from RefSeq and is a predicted model, not a curated record. Gene Ontology annotation, biological process: endocytic recycling; intracellular protein transport; signal transduction. Bases 1 to 1626 code for a protein of 541 amino acids. Lineage: Eukaryota; Metazoa; Arthropoda; Malacostraca; Decapoda; Palaemonidae. Gene Ontology annotation, molecular function: phosphatidylinositol binding.
AUGGGUGAGGAUGUGGAUACAUUUGGUAUAGAUAUGUUAUACAGUGGGUACAGAUAUGUGGGUGAGGAUGUUGAUGUGGCAGAUGUUGAUAUGUGGGCCUACAAUGUUCACAUCAAUGGCGUAUUUCAUUGCACUGUUCGGUACCGACAGCUGCACAGUUUACAUGAACAGCUGAAGAGAGAUUUAGGGGGCUCCACUCUGCCUUCGUUUCCACCAAAGAAGUUGCUUCCACUGUCGCCAACACAGACUGAAGAACGAAGAAUUGCUUUGGAAAAAUAUAUACUUCAGUUGAGUCAAGAUCCAAGAGUUUUGAAUAAUGAUGUCUUCAAUGGGUUUCUUGUUUCUGCUCAAAAUGAAACUCAGAGAGCAGGAGGGGGCCAAGAUGAAGUUCAGAUUGAUAUUUACAUGAUGAGUGGACAAAAGGUCACACUCAGCAUCCCAGCCACCUUACAAACUGAUGAUCUUCUUGAGAAAUUAUGCACCCAGAUUCAUCUUCCUAAUGAAUUGGUCUACUACUUUGCCCUUUUCCUCGUGAAAAAAGAAGAAAAUGAUCUAAUUGUUGUGAAGCGAUUGCAGGACUUUGAAAGCCCUUAUAUCUCUCAGAGAUGCAUGAAAGGACUACACAGAAUAGUUUUAAGGAAAAACUAUUGGGACCCCAGCAUAGACCAGCUGAUAAUGAAUGAUCGAGUUGGUUUAAACUUGCUAUAUGCUCAAACAGUACAAGAUGUCGAAAGAGGGUGGGUUCUAACAAAUCGUGAGAUCCAGAGACAGUUAGCAGCACUCCAGGCUAAAGGAGCCAAGAAAGAGUACUUGGAUUUGGCAAGAACUCUCAAAUAUUAUGGGUAUUUGCAGUUUCAGCAAUGUGUCUGUGACUUUCCUAAGCCAAAUACACCUGUUCUAAUAAGUGCUGGUAACAAAGAGCUUAAUUUCAGAAUUGAAUGUGAUGAUGGAUCUGUUAAAGAAGGAAAUUUUAAGGUAACACGUAUGAGAUGUUGGAGAAUAACAGUACAGCAGCCAGUGGAAGGCUAUAGUACGAGUAGUAACAGUAGCAAUAGCAGCAGCAGUCGCAGCAGCAGUAGCAUCGGUAGUUACAGUAACCUCAGCAGUAGUGGGAGAAGUAAUAGCAGCAGUCAUGAAGCAACACACCGUGUUAAUUUAGAGCUCUCUUUUGAAUAUUUGAUGAGUAGAGAUGAAAUGAAAUGGAUUACUGUCAUCAGUCCGCAGACUGUUCUCAUGUCUAUGUGUCUACAAGGAAUGGUUCAGGAACUUCUUUCACAUAAAAGAGGGCACCGUAUGAAAAGGCCAAGUGAUCGUGUUCGGAAGGGAAGUCUGUCAUAUAUGAGACGAGAUGGUAGCAGUAUGCAAGUCACUUUGAAUCAUACUGGUGAAAGUUUGCCAACUGAUGGAUCCUCUCAGUCUCCCAUAGGUCUUUUGUCGCUGCGACGCCUGAGUGAACGCCUGAGUGAUUGCAACAUCCUUGAUAACCGUCCAUCCACAGCUGCCAAUACUAAUGGUAAAACCGAGCCAAGUACUGUGGAAAAUGAUGCCUUUGAUAUGAUGGGAGAAGACAAUUCAGAAUGCCAAUUGGAGUACAGAAAUGGUGUCUUGCAAGUGAGAGACUGCUAGAACUUCAUAAAGGUAAGGAGUUGUAACAUAUGCAGUAUGUAAAUGAAUCGCCAAAUGACGAGAACCUUUGUAUCAAGAGUUUGUAUAAAUUUAAGAUGAAACACAAAAAAUGGACAUGUAGAGUAUCUACAGACUUUAUUUGAUUAAGGGUCAACAAAGUGGUUAUAUUUUGCAUAGCCUUGUAGCAAUAGGGAUGGUGUUGAUUUAUGAGAUGAUUUUCUUAAUUCCUUUAUGUCUAUCUUUCUGAGGCAAAUAAUUGCAAAUGACAAAAAUAUAAUUGCUCCUUGGGUAACAGAACACACUAAGCCAUUUUUGAGACACAUGCAAUAUGUAUCACUAAUACUUAAUAUUGUCUUACAUCAAGCCAAGAUUCUAGGACUACUCAUUGCAGAUGAAAAAGUAGGAUGGGAUUCAAAUAUUUGGAAUGGAAUCUUUAUGUACAAUUUGCCUUGCUAUGUGUAAUUCUUAUUAUGACUGAAGGAAAAAUUGGUGUAAAUAAGGAUGAGUAUCUUAGUUGAAAUAGAACAAAUUCUUGUAUGUAUUAAAAAUCGUGAAAAGGAUUUAUGUGUGUGUGUGUUUUUUUUUUAAGGGAAGGAGCUUUUAUCUAAGUGAUUAACAUGUAUGGGGAAAUGUAGGGAAAUUUUCUUAUAAAUAAUUUCUAUUUCAAGUGCUAUAGUCAUUCCUAUGACGACUGACACAAUCACAUCCAUCCAUCCACAAUCAGAGCACUGUAUGUAUUGAUUGUGUAUAUUCUGACAUACAUCAAUGGUAAAACUAUUAUUUAUAUGUGCAUAAUUGCAUUUUUAUUACACAGAAAUGGAAGAUAGUGGACAAUUAACCCUUUAACGCCGAUUGGACGUAUUAAACGUCAAUAUGAAUUGUCUGUUGGGUGCCAAUUGGACGUAUGGUACAUCGAUAUAAAAAUGUUUUUUUUUAAAUUUGCGGAAAAAUAGUGAUAGGCCUACUAGGCAAAAACUUUUGAAUCACGCGCCUUGGGGGAUGCUGGGAGCUCACGGAUCAAGGCGUUGUUUUGUUUACAAUCGUUACCCAGGCGUGCAAGCGCGAAUUUCUUUCUUCUCACACUAAAAAGUAUCAGCGACACAUUUCAGAAAUUAUUUCGUCACAUUGACAUAAAUUUUGCACCAUUUUAUAUUAGCCAUUACAUGGAGUAUUAUAUAUGAAAAUUUGCACAAUUUCAUGUAGAAUACAACUAAAAACAACUCAUGGUUGUAGCUUUUAUCAGUUUUGAAAUAUUUUCAUAUAAAUAAUGAUAAGUGCUAAAAUUUCAACCUUCGGUCAAUUUUGACUCUACCGAAAUGGUCGAAAAACGCAAUUGUAAGCUAAAACUCUUAUAUUCUAGUAAUAUUCAAUCAUUUACCUUCAUUUAGCAACAAAUUGGAAGUCUCUAGCACAAUAUUUUGAUUUAUGGUGAAUUUAUGAAAAAUCUUUUUCCUUACAUCCACGCAGUAACUCUUCCGAAAAAAUCAUAAAUUUUUUUGUCCGAUUGUCGUAGUGUUUGCACCAUUUUAAAUUAGCCGUUACAUUAAGUUUUAUAUAUGGAAAUGUGUGCAAUUUCAUGUAUAAUACUACCAAAAACAACCCAUGGUUAUAGCUCAUAUCAGUUUUGAAAUAUUUUCAUAUAAAUAAUAAGUGCCAAAAUAUAAACCUUCGAUCAACUUUCACUCGACCAAAAUGGUCAAAAAACGCAAUUGUAAGCUAAAACUCUUACAUUCUAAUAAUAUUCAAUCAUUUACCUUUAUUUUAGCAACAAAUUUGAAGUCUCUAGCACAAUAUUUCGAUUUAUGGUGAAUUUAUGAAAAAAAACAUUUUCCUUACGUCCACGCGGUAACUCUUCCGAAAAAAUCAGACAUUUUUUGUCCGAUUGUCGUAAUGUUUGCACCAUUUUAAAUUAGCUGUUACAUAAAGUUUUACAUAUGAAAAUGUGCGCAAUUUAAUGUAGAAUACAACAAUAAACAACCUAUGGUUGUAGCUUUUAUCAGUUUUGAAAUAUUUUCAUAUAAAUAACAAUAAAUAGAAAAAAUUUGACCUUCGGUCAACUUUAACUUGACUGAAAUGGUCGAAAACUGCAAUUUUAAGCUACAAAACUUACAGUCUAGUAAUAUUCAAUCAAUUACCUUCAUUUUGCAACAAACGGGAAGUCUCCAGCACAAUAUUCCGAUUUAUGGUGAAUUUUCUAAAAGUUGUUUUUUUACGUCCACACGUUACAAAUUCAUGCAUCAUUUUGUGAUAAUAUUUUCUGUGUUGCCUUGAUCAAUGUGUUACAAUGUGUUAUAUACCAAAAUGAUUGCACUUUAGUGUAUAAUACAACGAAAAAAAUUAACUCGUUAGAUUUAACCGUUUUGCUCACAGUGCGAUUUGUAUACAAUUAUAUAUGAAAUUUUUUUUUCGUGCUGUCAUAUAUCCCAAUAUUUAUAUAUGAUAAUAAUAUUUUUUUCAUUUCUGAUGGUUGCAUACUAAACUUCAGGCAAUGACAAAAAAAGGAGCCAAAAAUGAACUCUUAAUCUUGAAAACUAAGCGUGCUGUGAUUUAAAAAAAAAAACUUUUUUCCGCUUCGGCGCUCACUCAUGAACGCCGCCAGCAUACGGGAGACGAUUUUUAAAAUACUGCUUUGGCGUUUAAGGGUUAAUCUAGCUUUAGAAUAUAUAAAUUAUAGUUUUAUUUUUAUUUUAUGAAUGCAUGCCUUUUCAUUAUAGAAGAAAAAGAUCAUGAAAAUUGAAAGAAAAUAAAAAUAAAAAAUUCAAAGGAAAGUAAAAGCUUAGGUCGAGAAUAGAAGGUAUAAUAUGAAAUCAGCAGAAAAUGAUGGGAACAGCUUAAUGCAGUUUAAUUAAUGACUACCAAGAAUAAUAUACCAAUAAAAUUAAGUAAAAUAUAAGUAAUAAAACUUGUAAGUAUGGUCAGAGUGAAAAGUUCAAAAAGUAGAAAAAUUAGAUACAUAAAGCAAGGCAAAAGCAAACACAGAAAAGCAUUCAAUAAAAUUUUACCUUGAAUUAAAUGAAAAUUUUACUUGAGUCCUAGAAUACUGGUUCUCUUUUAUGAGGUGUCAAUCAGUUUAUGGAAGGAAACAAUUGUGUAUUGAUUCCUUUCACUAAACUGUUUACUUGAAUAGAUAGUAUUCUUGAUCUAACAAGUGAUGGGGUAGACCAGACAGCUUUGUAGUAUAUUAUGAUUAUUUUAUCUAGACCAACAAGUCAAAAAGUUUACAACUCCCAUAGGGCUGGCCCAAAGGGUUUGUUCUUAGGAACAAAGAUUAGAUCUUAUUUAGUAGUUACUAGAUUGCAUGAACCUCAUGGGCAUCCUGAAUUAUGACUGAUACUACUUCUAGCAGAAGGUUGUCAUAUCCAGCUUAAGUUGACCUUCAUCCUUUCUUAGCCUGUGGCUUGAAGAGUUCAGAUGUUAGUGAUCUUAUAUUAAAGAACAAAAUAACCAGCUGUGCUGGAGAAACGUAGCAUGAAUAUUCAGCUAGAAAUGUAAGCCAUGAUUAAUCAAGAAGUAAGCAUAAGCAAUGUGAAUUUCUUGUUAAAGGAAAGUCUUUUGUUGACCAAAGUAAGAACAUUUUUUUAUGAGUACAUCUCAAAAUGAUGUAGUUUUCUUAUUGUACAUUAAUGAGAUAUUACUUGAAAUUUUGACAGCACACAAGUAUGAAUGUAGUAUUCAUGAGGGAAAAGUCAGUAAGAGAUCUAAGCUGAAGGGAUGGGAAAGUGAGUGCAUACAGGAGAAAGGGUACAAGCCAUUUUAGGGUAUGAAGGUCAUGGGUUAUUUACUAGAGGGGGCAUCAGUUACAAUUCAUUUUUCCUAUGAGGUACUGACCAAGUAGAGGUCCUGGGCAGGUGAUCCAAGUCCAUCAUUGUCAGGUCUUUAGUAAUACGUAUCUAACAUUAUAAAUAUCCUGAAAAGUAGGUGGCGGCGUGUACUGGUUCCCCCAUGAUGGUAGUGCCAAAAUUAUGAUUUUAUUAUUUAUUAACUUUAAUAUUACUUUUAAUAUUCCUGACUAAUUUCAGGAUUAAUGUUGGAUAAUUUCACAUAUUCAUCCUCAUGUAUAUUCACUAUAUUUAUUAAUUUACGUUAACUACACAAUAUUAUCAGUAUGUAAUCUUAAACUUCAUUAUUCCACUAACACUAACAUCCACUUAGACUAAUCCAUAGUUUAUUAAAUGUUAAUAGUAUGCCUAAUUUCAAGUAUGUUGAAUCUCGCAUAUAGGUAAGCAUUUUUAAUGGGGGACGGAUUCAUUUUUAACUACGUCAAAGUUCAAGUUGCACAAGAGACUUACUAUAUAACUUUUGUAACCUUUGGAGUUUCUUGAAGUCCUUUUCUAGCCUCAUGAUAAAGAAUAUUGCUACAAUCAUAUUUCAUUACCAAAGAAAACUUAAGUGUAUUGCAAGAUUCAUAUGGAAAAAUAUUUUUUAAAAUUCCAUGUGUCUAACAGUGAAACCCAUCUCUUGUAUGGUAGUCAUUCAGAGGCUUCUGUCUAUUCCUUCCAUAUGGAAAUCUUAAUAUACCAAUAUUGUGGAUGACAUGUAAUAAUAAUGAUGAUUUGGCCCCAUAUCCUGGGGUUCUAUAACUUUUAAUUAGUUUCAUUACUAGUUUUCAAAUCCAAAGGAUGUAUCCUCUUAAAUGAAAGCUGAAAAUUUGAGCUAGGGAAAGUUGAAGAAGUUGAAUAGCUGUUGUAGGCAGGAAGAUACCAAAGGGAAUAAAUGAAGAUAAAUAAGCAAAAAGCAUUGCAACUAGUGGGCCAAUGUAUCUUUAAAAGUUUGUACUACAACCUUUGAUGAGUUCAGUAGUUACAUUUAGGUUUUUGUACUUUGAUUGCUCAUUUAUUUUUUGUUGUGAGGACUGGAUUUUAUGUACUGAUACCCUUUUUUAUAUUUAUUUUAGGUUCCUUACAAAAUAUUACAAAAUAUAUUUGUAAUAUUGUGAUUGAUCAUGCUCAGAUAUUUUUAUAAGUAAGAGGUUUUAAGGGGAUUAGUAAUCAUUAAGUAGUGCAGUUAGGAAAAUGGGUGCUUUGUUAUAUUUUAAACUUUUUUUUAAGAGAUGUUUAGAAGAUUUAGCAAAUUUGGGAUGCCUGUGAAAGUUUACCAUUUUAGGUAAGCUUAGACAUUAUAAUGCACUGAAAAUUACAAUUAUGGUAAGACUUAAUACAGAAUUUUUAAGCUUUCAUUCAAUGGAAGCAUUCCAAGUGCCAACACUAGGUAAAUUUGCGUGAACUGAGAUCUGUGUAGUGAUGUUAGUUGUUUUUGACCAUUGCUUAUAAACAGUUUGGAAUUAGUUCAAUUGCUGAGCAGUAAGAGGACCUUGAAAAAGAGCGUUGUAAAAGUACUAGAGGUAGUAUACGAAAGUACUUGGGAUUUGUAAAAUACUGCCCUUGGAGAUAUGCUUUGGAUCUAGAUUCAUUUUUUGUAAAUUGUCUACCUAUUGGUUCCUAAGAGAGUUCCAUUUAUUAAGUCCAGUUGAUUGGUUCAACAAAAGCAGUUAUUUUGAUUUUGUUAAUGCUGUUGGCAACCUCCCCUCUGAUUGCUACAGUUUUUGUGAUCCAUCAUGUUUAUAACCUGUUCGGAUGUCUUAAAUGAGGAGUUUGCUAAUGAUUUGGAAAUACUUUUAGCCUAUUUUUGCUUGCCUAGGUCAUUUGACUCUUGAUAGCAGGAAUCUUGUGAUAUUAAAUCCUGCUAUGUAUUUUGUAUUAAAAUACCUUCAUUUUAAUGUUUUAUUCCCUCUAAAGAAGCCAUUCUGUGUUUUAUUUAUUUGCAGUGUGAGAACUGUAUUUAAUCUUCAGUUAAAUGUUUUUUUCUUAAGACAUAAGAUAAUUUAAUGUGUUGUGGAAAUAGUUGGCUUGGUUGGACUUGUUUUCUAACAUGUUAGAAUAGGAUGGCAAUCAGUUAAGCUCUGGUCAUGUUAUUUUGAGAGGUAGUAUUUAUAGUUUUGUAAAUUAGUAUGUUGUUAUUCUAAGUUGGAUGCAAUAUUUUAUAGUUAUUUUUAUGUAUAUAAUUUAUUUUUGUUCAUAAGAUGGCUAGUUUUACCUUUAAUGAGAAAAGAAGGUAAUGUGCUCUAUUCUGUUAGGUGAAGUUUCAAUUUUGUCAAUAAAUUUUAAGAUUGCAAGAAUAAAAAUACUGAAUAGGGCGUGAGUUUGCAUUGAAAGAAUGAGAAAGAGCAACCUAAGCAUUUCUGGGAUCAGUUAUGACAUACAAAAUAAGUGGGAGAGGAGACAUAUUAUCAUUAAAAAGUAAGCAUUCAAAAAGGGUGGCUUCUUACAAUAUAGGAAUUGUAUCAAGAUGAAUAGUAAUAAGGACAGACUAUCUAGGUUGUAAUGAUGAAGAGACUUGGAUGGCAUAGCUAUCUAACCUAAUCUUGGUCCUUGCUAGGAAAAUAAGUGCAGUCAUGUUAAUUACCUAGAAAAUACAGAGUAAGGCAGAGUUUUCCAAGGUUUGGAAGCAAAGGACAGGAAAGUUUGGUGAAACCAGUUGACCCUCAAGUUUGUAGUUUCAGUGGUUUUGCUUGCAGGUUGUAUACAAUAUGAAGAGUAUAGGGAGCAUACAAUCUUGAGAUUAAUGGCUAGUAGGAAGAAUAAAUUUAUGUAAUGUGGAGACAUACAUACAGUAAUAGAGUGACAAAUGCAACAGUAAGAGUAACUUUUGAUUUGUACUGAGUUUGGUUGCCAUCCAAGAAAGGAAAAAUUAACUCAGUACGUACUUGCAUGUGAUAGAAUUAUACUUUUUUAUGGUUUAGACUUAUGAUUAAUCUCCCUCUGUAUUGUUUUUAAUCAUAAUGUUGGAAAUAACUUUUAGGUAGGCAGAUUUUAUAUAUUCUUUGGACAGAAUUUUAGCUCAUAUUAUUACCACUUUCUAUCUGGAUUUGCUUUGUGUAUACUUUUAAUGGCCAGAAUUGGAAAAAGACUUAUUUUACAACUGAGAUAAGUAUUUAGAUAUGCAGCCAUUUCAAUAUAUGCAUAAAUUGAGGUACUGACUGGAAAGCAAGUACGUGAAAAGAGAUUAUAAGGUCCCUACAUAGUCGUGGUGAAAUUUUAUACACUUUUUUGGUAAAAUUUGAUCAAGUUGUAUUGCACAAUAUGAUCACUGUGUUAGGGAAAUGUUUUAAAAUGUGUUUGAGAAGCUAAGAAAACAUUUUACCUCCCCCAACAUUAAGAAUACAGUGUUUUAGUGACUAGAUUCUUUCUGCAACCGUUGUACAGUGAUCUGCAAAUUACCUUCUGGAAGGUAUCUUCAAGUUUUCUAGCAAAUGACAAUCCCUUGGAUGAUGUUAGAUCAGGGACUUCCUUUAAAGGUGUCUGAUUUUCAUACUUUUCUACCGUACAUAUCACUAAUUCUUCUAAAACUGGAACAAGGGCGGGCAGAUAAGUCUGAUUGUCGGGCAAAAAAAAUUCUGACAUGAAACAUUGGUAGCUUUAUCUUUAUGAUAAAUAUGGCCUUCUUAGGCAGUGUUCAUUAGUGUGAUGUAGUGGGUAAAUGCAACUGAAAGGGAUUUAAAAAAAAAUGUCCAAUGUGUCUGUGCACAAGCUAUUGUGCAAAAAAUAUGUAUACAGACAGAAGACAAUGAUAUUUGGUAGGGUAUAGCUUCUUUUCAUACGAGGGAAACUAGAAAUCAUUUCAGUCAGUACAGUAGUUAUUUAAAAAUGCAAGAUAUAAUUGUUAUGAAGACCUUUUGAAAAGGCAAAAUAACAAAGAGGUGUAAGUGAUAUACUGCUUCAGGAGAAUUUAUGUAGAACAGCUCUUGGUUUUGAUUGGUGUCUGCAGAAUUACUGUGUAGGCUGUGGGGUUAGUGUUGGUGCCAAGGGAAGUUAGCAUUUUAGUGCCAAUACUUUACUGCUCAUGAAUUAGCACUAAGAAAAGAUAGAAAGAAAUAGAAGUUGUGUGUGAAUUCCUGGAAAGUUACCUUUAUUGUUUCCUUGAUAUGUUUAAAUAACUAAGUUAGUUAUCCAUAUAUUUUUAAUACAUUUUGAAUAUCUGAGGUAAAAUGCAGAUACUAUGCCACCAUUUUUAAGGGGGAUUGAAGUAAAUGCACAGAAAUUUCAGUAAAUUUAAUUUGUAUACAAUUUUCAGCUUUUGUUUUCUAGUUUGAAGUUACUAGGUCGAAAAGGAAACAGUUAUGGGAUUUUGAAAGACUGAAUUGCCCUUUACAAAGCCUUUGUAUCCCCAGGUGGUGAAACCAUGAUUGUAGUUGUAACGUAUCUCAUGAUUUAAAGGAAGAGGACUUACCAUCAUUUAUGCAUUUGUUUGCCUCUCAUGUGAUAGACUUUCUCAUACUUAGUACAUGAAACUUCUUUUCCUUCAUAUAUGAAUGAGUAGAUAUUUAGGAAGGUAUUUGUGUGCAUCAAGUAUUGGAAAGUGUGAUCAGUACAUCUCUAGUCCUUUUCUGUAUGACUAGUCUUAUGUAUACCAAGAUGCAGAGUUUUCUGUACAAACCCAUUAUGUGUAUCAUUGCCUCAUUCAUUAGCCUUCAUGAAUCUUGGACACCCAAUUCUUGAUUAAAAUUUAGAAGGUUUUUUGCUGGAUGGUGGUUAGCAUGUUGCAUGCAUGCCCUUUGACCAAUAGUUCCUUUUAGGUAAGAACCUCAUUUCUCAUGUCUGCCUUGUUGUCAUCAAAUCUCUCAGACUUGCAGCUGAUUUUAGCUUUAAUUUAUAUGUCCCCAUUAUUUCAAAUUAAUUUUUGCAACCUUAUUUUCUUUUCUGCUAUGUGCUUUAGCUUUUGCACAUAUUUGAAGUCAAUUUUAUUAAUAGUAAAUGAUUUCAGAUGUUUUCUGUUUCAUUACACAUUUUUGGCAAUCGGUAUUACCCCACUGAGGGAUGUUUCACCCCCUUCUUACUCUUCCUAGUUGGGCAUCUGACUAAGGAUUAAUUCAGUGAUUUCUGGCCAGCACAACUGUCAUGACACCAUUUUGCAUCCAGAGCUCUGAGACUUCCUUGUCUUUGGUCAUCACCUCUACUAGCAGUGUAGUAAAAGAUACAAAUGGAGGAUUCUCUCCUCUAGGAGAAAUUCACACUUUGGAUUGAUGGUCAGGCUGUUACCCUUGGCAAUUUCUUGCCCAGACAGUUAUUCUGUCAUUCUCAGGGAUAGCAGCAACCCAACAGCUUGUAAAUUGAUCAACCUAGUGUCACAAUCUUUGAGACGAGCCCUGCUUAAAGGAGAGCUGCAGUUCUUCAUCUGCAGUGGAUGCCCUUUCAGAUGUUCAACCUUCCCUCUUUGCAGAAUGGUCAAUGGUUUGGACAGAUCAGUGACUUUUCUUCAUCAAACUGUGCCCUUCCCAGGUCUUCAGCCCUCUCUCUUUGUAGAGGUGGUCAGUGGCUUGGAUAGGAAGCCAGUGAGUAGUCUGUAGCAUCCCCUUGAAAGAAGGUCAGUGGUUUGGACAAAAGGCCAGUGAUUAGUCUACAGCAUUCCCUUGCCUCAGAGAAGGUCAUUGGUUUGGAUAGGAAGCCAGUGACUAGUCUUCAGCCUUCCCUCUUCACAGUUGGUUGAUGGGCAGAUAGGAGGUUGCCCAGAAGACAUCUCUUCAGGAAUUGGAGCAAGCAAUUUUCUGGCUUCCCUCCAGGGGUAUCUAGCAUUAAGGAUGAAACAGUAUACUGUGUCUCAUGCCCAAGGCAACCUGCAGGAUAAAGAUGGCUGUGACUGAUCAAACCUUUGGUUAGGACAGCAAAGUUUUCAAUGGGCAGUAUCAAGUAGUUCAACAUUCCUACACUUUUUGAUGCCCUAUCCUUCAGUAGCCAUAGAAUUGUCAGGCUUCAUGAUUGCCUCGGUGAGUUUGGCAGGAGGAGCCUUGUACCAAGGGCACCUGGUACUAAUUUAACCCAUACUUAGCCUUUUGGAGUGAUACUUUAGUUUGGCUAUGCUCUUUUGUCUCUGGAUUUGGCCAUCAUAGCCAAUCCUCAUGAUCUGUAAAUGAAGCUUUUUCUUUUUCCUUUUGCAACAUGCAGAGAGUUUCUACUUCUACAACCAUAACUAAUUUCCCUUCAGAGCAUUGUGUAUUUUACUAGUCUCGAAUGCAUGAGUUCACAGUUGAAUCCAUCCUAGAUCUGCUGCCUAGGAAUUUAUUUUCAUCUGUUUGAGCCAUCCUCCUCAGUGGAAGUUCAGCCAGUGAUACAGUACAGAUAGUGGGUUUGCACAGCAAGCAAAAGUGAUUUCUUUAAAAACAAAAUUAAUUUUUUUUUAUUGCAAACCCAUCAUUUAUAUAUGAUGCUUGAGUCCUAACUCCACUAAUUUCUCGCAGUCUUACCCAGAUUACACAGGAGUUUAGGUUCUUGCCUACGUGGAACCAUAGGUCUGAAGGUGCACAUAUGACCUAUUGUCAUCCACCCAGCAGAUGACCCUCUUCUAAUUGUCAGUUAGGAAUGGAAAGUGUAGGAUUUGUGAAGACUCAUUAAUGAAGCAGUGAUACAAAUGAUAGCAUGUACACAAAAAUUAAUUUUGCUUUAAAAGGAAUUUUCUUGAAAAUUAGUUCAUUGUGUUUAUAUCUGUUAUGGAAUGUGUUCAUCAUUUUAUUUGGAGUGAUGCACACCAAAUUACGUACUUUAUUGCGUCAUCUGCACGUGGAAGAUUUUGCUAGAAUUUUGUGCUGUACUUUUAAUUCUAUAGUUUAAGGUACGAGAAUUUUGUUCCUGUUAUUGUGAAAUAUUCUUAUACAGUAGUUAUUGUAUUAUGUUGUUUGUUAUAUUAUGGUAUAUAUUGCUUCCUUGUAUUUCAUAUUAAUGUUGUCUUUAAUGUAGCUCUUUUGGUCUAUAUAAUCAUUUCACUGAGAAAAUGUAUUAAGGCUAUUAUUUACCAUUCCAAGUGUUAUUCUGUCAAUCAAUUAUAUGAAAUUUUCAAUAUUUUUGUAAAGAGAAAAUAAUAUAAUCAAGUUAACUUGUAAAUAGUA